AGAGGAAUUUUUUUUUUUAUAAUUAUUUUUUUAAAAAAAAAGUGGCUUGCUUUUCAUUUUCUCUCUCUCUCUCUCUCUUUAAUCUUUUCUUCAUGUCUGAUAGAGAAGAGCGCAGAAGAAAGCGUCCACACCAUGGUGGUCCUUAUGCAAGAAAGCAUGAGUAUCAACGUCACGACUCCAGAUCGUUACGUCAGGAAGACAGUAAGAAAUACAGUCGUGAUAAAACUUGCUCAAGGCAUCGUUCGUAUUCUUCCGGUUCCGUGUCCGACAUGGGCGAUGGUGAAGGAGAAGAGGAGGAUAGAAAGGAUUACCGUAAAGGAGGUUACCAUCCUGUUCAUGUAGGUGAACGUUAUAAAGACGGUCGUUAUGUCGUCAUUCGAAAACUGGGUUGGGGUCAUUUCUCCACCGUCUGGCUUGUCAGAGACACUACAACUGGAAACCAUUUUGCCAUGAAGGUAGUGAAAUCUGCAAAGCAUUACACAGAGACAGCAUUGGACGAAAUCAAAUUAUUAAAACGUGUAGCGGAAGCAGACCCAACCUCUGUGGGUGCGGAAUAUGUGACAGCGGUAGUGGAUGAUUUUAUGGUAGAAGGACCUAAUGGUGUCCAUGUCUGUAUGACCUUUGAAGUUCUAGGUGAAAACCUGUUAUCACUGAUCAAACGAUACAAGAGUCGAGGUAUUCCCACCAACCUAGUGAAACAAAUUGCCAAACAGAUGCUACUAGGAUUGGGUUAUUUACACGAUACCUGUGGUAUCAUCCAUACCGAUUUAAAACCCGAGAAUGUUCUCAUGUAUAUCGAUAAUGCCGAAGAAUUGCUGAGGAAAUUAAACCAACAUAUAUCACCAGAAGAUAAGAGUCGAGGAAGAAGUCUGAUUCGAAAACAUCGGCAUGUUAAAAUGGUCGCUUCCGAACCAUUAUCAAGUGAACAAGAUGAGUCUGAAUUGGAACGUGGUAGGAAAAAGAGGUCAAGAUCCAACUCGAGAAAUAAAUCUAGUGCAUCAACAACAACAACAACAACAACAACAGAGACGGAAGAGGCUGUCAAAAUUAAGAUUGCUGAUCUGGGGAAUGCUUGUUGGGUAGACCAUCAUUUCACAGAGGAUAUUCAAACUAGACAGUAUCGCUCUCCCGAAGUUAUCCUCGGUGCCAAGUGGGAUGCAGGCGCAGAUAUCUGGAGUUUAGCAUGCAUGAUUUUCGAAUUAUUGACUGGCAAUUACCUAUUUGAUCCUCAAAAGGGAUCAAGAUUCAACCGUGACGAUGAUCAUCUUGCUCAAAUUAUUGAAUUGAUGGGUCCCAUGAACCCCCACUUUGCACUCUCUGGAAAGAACUCACCCGAAUACUUUAACCAUAAGGGCUGUUUACGUCACAUUCGUAACCUGAAAUACUGGUCAUUGGAAGACGUGCUUCAAGAUAAGUACGGAUACAAUCGACUGGAAGCGGAAGAAAUUGCUAGUUUCCUGAACCCCAUGUUGAGUUACGAAAACAGAGCGCGUGCUGUCGAUCUAGUGAACCAUCCAUGGUUACAUGACGUCGAUCCCAUUUUACCUGAUCAAGAUCAUAAUAAGGCUCAUUGGAGAACAGAUCGCCCCUGGAGGGAUUGGCAACGAGAAUACAAGAAACUCCAUGGUGAUUGUAAAAAACCAAGGCUUUAAAAAAAAUAUAAAAUAAAAUAAUUAUUAUUAUUAUUUUUUUUUUUGCUGUACACUCUAUUUUUUUUUAUUUUAAAG
This is a messenger RNA of Mucor mucedo, 1727 nucleotides long. Its product is annotated as kinase-like domain-containing protein. Gene Ontology annotation, biological process: regulation of mRNA processing; spliceosomal complex assembly; protein phosphorylation. The record is from RefSeq and is a predicted model, not a curated record. The coding region runs from base 93 to 1652 and encodes 519 amino acids. Lineage: Eukaryota; Fungi; Mucoromycota; Mucoromycetes; Mucorales; Mucoraceae. The transcript has 6 exons. Gene Ontology annotation, molecular function: ATP binding; protein kinase activity.